CGAACUGACACUGAGAUGGAUAAACUGGGAGCAUUGCUGCUGCUGCUGCUAGUCGGCUUCUUGGCCAUGGCCGUGGCCAUGCCCAACGAUUCAGCCCCAGAGGGCCGCAUACUGGGCGGCGACGAGGCCGCGGCCAACUACGCACCCUACGCCGUAUCCCUGCGCAUCGACAAUGCGCACGUGUGCGGCGCCAGCAUCGUCUCCGAGUCGCAUCUGCUGACAGCCGCCCACUGCUGCUAUCGGGAUGGCAAGCUUGUGGAUGCCAGCCGCUUGUCGGCUCGCGUGGGCAGCACCAAUCAGUAUGCCGGCGGACGCAUUGUGACCGUUGAUUCGGUCACCCCCCAUCCCGACUAUAACCAGCUGAGCAACAAUCUGGCCGUCAUCAAGCUGGCCAGUCCGCUGGCCCUGACGGACCGCAUCCAGACCAUUGAGCUGGUGGACAUGGACGAGGCGCUGCCGGAGGACGGUGCCAAGGUCAGCGUCUCCGGCUGGGGCACCACCGUCGAGGGCAUUACCUCGUUCAAGCUGCGCCAGCUCGAUCUGAAGUUGGCUGCGAGCAGCAGCUGCCUGGACGCGUACAGUGACUACGAUCCGGCCAAGAGCUUCUGCCUGGCCCAUGCCCUCAGGGAGGGCACCUGCCAUGGCGAUGGCGGCAGUGCAGCCAUCCACAACGGACGCCUCAUCGGCGUCAGCAACUUUGUGGUCGGCGCCUGCGGCUCUCGCUAUCCGGACGUCUUCGUGCGCGUUGCCGGCUACAAGGAUUGGCUGCAGGAGCAGCUCCGCAACUAACCUAAUGUAACCCAACCAGUCUAUACCAAAUAUAUAUAUGUAUAUCUGCUUUCA
This is a messenger RNA of Drosophila arizonae, 843 nucleotides long. It is a transcript of the gene sphe, whose product is annotated as spheroide. Gene Ontology annotation, biological process: proteolysis. The record is from RefSeq and is a predicted model, not a curated record. Gene Ontology annotation, molecular function: serine-type endopeptidase activity. Lineage: Eukaryota; Metazoa; Arthropoda; Insecta; Diptera; Drosophilidae.